Messenger RNA from Hemisphaericaspora subhashii, 1455 nucleotides. Its product is annotated as RNA-dependent ATPase. The transcript has a single exon. The record is from RefSeq and is a predicted model, not a curated record. NCBI's taxonomy places the organism in Eukaryota, Fungi, Ascomycota, Pichiomycetes, Serinales, Debaryomycetaceae. The coding region runs from base 1 to 1455 and encodes 484 amino acids. Gene Ontology annotation, molecular function: RNA helicase activity; nucleic acid binding; ATP binding.
AUGGCUAAAGAAGGAAUUAUUAAAAAGAAGAAAUCAUCAUCUGCCGUCAAAAAGAUAGACGCCAAGAUAGACGCGACCAAAAAACUAGCAGAAAAGAUCAAACAACAAGCCUUAAAAUCCCAACAAGAAGGCACCUCCACCACCACCUCACCAUCCCCUUCCUCUUCCUCCAAUAUAACCUCCACAGUCGACCCAGAUGCCGAACUCAAAUUCAAAUCCUUCUCUGAACUUAACCUCGUCCCCGAACUCCUCGAAUCAAUCCAACAAAUGAAAUAUACCACCCCAACCCCCAUCCAAUCCGAAGCAAUCCCCCAUGCCCUUGAAGGUAAAGAUAUAAUCGGUCUUGCCCAAACUGGUUCCGGUAAGACCGCCGCCUUUGCCAUCCCAAUAUUACAAGCCUUAUGGCAUGCCCAACAGCCCUAUUUCGCCCUCGUGUUAGCACCGACCCGUGAAUUAGCAUUUCAGAUCAAGGACACCUUCGAUGCCCUUGGUGCUGGAAUGGGACUGAGAUCGGUAUGUAUUGUCGGUGGGAUGGAUAUGAUGGAUCAAGCUCGGGAUUUGAUGAGAAAACCCCAUGUGAUUGUUGCUACUCCUGGUAGAAUCAUGGAUCAUUUAGAACAUACCAAAGGGUUUUCAUUGAAGAAUUUGAAAUAUUUGGUUAUGGAUGAAGCUGAUAGAUUGUUGGAUAUGGAUUUUGGACCGGCUUUGGAUAAGAUAUUGAAGAUUAUUCCGGUUAAGAGGACUACAUAUUUGUUUUCGGCUACUAUGACUAAUAAAAUUGAAAAAUUACAGAGGGCAAGUUUACUGCAUCCUGUUAAGGUGAGUGUUUCUUCGAAAUAUCAAACUGCUGAUAAUUUAGUACAAUCGAUGAUGUUGGUGAAUGAUGGAUAUAAGAAUACGAUUUUGAUUCAUUUAUUGAAUGAAUUUAUCGGGAAAUCGAUUAUUGUAUUCACGAGAACUGUUGCUCAUGCACAAAGAACGGCAUUAUUGGCGAGGAUUUUGGGUUUUAAUGCUGUUCCAUUACAUGGACAACUUUCACAAGCACAAAGAUUAGGAUCCCUUAAUAAAUUCAAAUCGGGGAAAUCAAAUAUAUUGAUUGCAACUGAUGUGGCUGCUAGAGGGUUGGAUAUUCCUUCUGUGGAUGUGGUUAUCAAUUAUGAUAUUCCAACUGAUUCUAAAGCAUAUAUUCAUAGAGUUGGGAGAACUGCUCGUGCUGGUAGAUCAGGUAAAUCUAUUUCAUUGGUUACUCAAUAUGAUUUGGAAAUGUAUCUUCGAAUUGAAAGUGUAUUGGAUAAGAAAUUACCAAAAGAGGACAAACCACCAAAGGAAGUAUUGGAUGCAUUACAUGUACAUGUUGAUAGAGCUACUGCUGAAGCUAUUAGACAGACUAAGGAGAUUCAUGAAAAGAGAGGUAAUAGUAGAAAUAAGGAUUAUGCUGAUAGAGAAGAGCGUUAA